AUGCGGUUCAGUCUCAUCACCAGCAGUUUCCUGGCCCUCGGCUCUUUUGUCGAGGCUGGUUUCAACCAGGGCGCCAUCAGAGCCUUUGACCACCCUCAUCCUCGGGGCUAUGAUCAGAAGCGCGCGCCUAUUCCCCCAAAGCCGGCUUUUGAGAAGAGAGCCAAGUCCAAGUUCUUGAACAAGAAAUCGGAAAAGUUUGCAGUCAACGGAUCUGCCAUUCCCGAGGUGGACUUUGAUGUCGGAGAGUCUUAUGCUGGACUUUUGCCCAUUUCUCAAUCCCCUGAUGAGGAGAGAGAGUUGUUCUUUUGGUUCUUUCCCAGUACCAACCCCGAUGCUGGGGAAGAGGUUCUCAUCUGGUUGAACGGUGGUCCUGGAUGCAGUUCCCUCAGUGGUCUUUUGACUGAGAAUGGUCCUUUCUUGUGGCAGCAGGGCACUCUCUCUCCUGUAGCCAACUCAUACAGCUGGACCAAUCUAACCAACGUCAUCUGGAUCGAACAGCCCGUGGGUGUAGGCUACAGCCAAGGCAAGCCUAACAUUACCAAUGAAGUAGAGCUUGGUCUCCAAUUCAUUGGUUUCUGGCGCAACUUUAUCGACACUUUCGAUCUCAAGGGUGCCACAACUUACAUCACCGGCGAGUCUUACGCAGGCUUCUAUGUUCCUUACAUCGCCGACGCCUUCAUCACAGCCGCUGAUGAUGAGUACUACAAGCUUGGUGGUGUAGCCAUCAAUGAUCCCCUCCUUGGUGACGGCACUCUUCAGCAGCAAGCUGUCAUCCUGCCAUUCAUCGAGUACUGGGACAAGCUAUUUUACCUCAACGAGACAACCAUGAACGCUCUUCGCUGGACACAUGAGCACUGUGGCUAUGACAAGUAUCUUGAGAAGUACGGAACUUUCCCCCCGCCCGAGGGAAAGUUUCCCGUCCUGCCCGAUCCUUACAAGGACACCAAGAACUACACUUGUGAUAUGUUUGACUUGAGUUAUGCUGCUGCUCUCGACUCGAACCCUUGCUUUAACAUUUACCACAUCACUGAUACUUGCCCCAAGACUUACAGCCAGCUCGGUAUUGUCAACCAGGGUGACUACUCUCCUCCUGAUGCUGAGGUCUACUUCAACCGCACAGACGUGAAGAAGGCUCUCCAUGCCCCUCUGGACAGCAUCUGGUAUCAAUGCACUCCCAACAAUGUGUUUGGUUUCGGCAACCCCAAUUCCACUCGCAGCGACAAGUCUCUCGCCCCCGCCCAAGACGGCGUCCUUAAGCGCGUCAUUGAGUACACCAACAACACCAUCAUCGGUGUAGGCCGCUUGGACUUCAUUCUCCCUCCCAACGGAACACUCUUUGCUCUGCAAAACGUUACUUGGAAUGGUCAGCAGGGAUACCAGAAGUACCCUCAAGACAAGCAGUUCUACGUACCCUUCCACCCAGAGUACAACGGCGGACGUCUUAGUGAAGCAGGUAUCGUUGGACAGUGGGGAUACGAGCGUGGCUUGACCUACUACGAGGUUCAGCUCGCUGGACAUGAGCUUCCUGGAUACAGUGCUGGUGCCGGAUACCGUGUCGUUGAGGCUUUGCUCGGAAGGAUUAAGAAUCUGGGAGUUGUCGAAGACUUUACUACACAGAAGGGCGAUUUCCAGGGCAAUGCUACAGCCAUGAGCAUGAAGGGUCUGAACCCGCUCGGACAGCCUUUUGGUCAUGGGCCUAUCUAUUAG
Molecule: messenger RNA, 1707 nt
Organism: Fusarium pseudograminearum CS3096
Lineage: Eukaryota; Fungi; Ascomycota; Sordariomycetes; Hypocreales; Nectriaceae
Exons: 4
Coding region: 1-1707 (568 amino acids)
Biological process (GO): proteolysis
Molecular function (GO): serine-type carboxypeptidase activity
Source: RefSeq, a predicted model, not a curated record